GUCUAUCACGUCACCUUGAGCUACCUUGUCGUGGCCUAACACAGAAAGUCCCAUUAAAACACGUCGAUGCAAAGCACUGCUCCUCACUAUCAGUUGACCAAUGGGGAGAGUGCAUGGGGAAGCUUAAUGUCACUAUUUUACACAGAUCCCUUAUUUGUACGCAGAAUGGUUAAAUCAGUUAUAAUGCGAAGUUUGUCGAAUGCAGUUGCUCUGCUGUUGGCCAUCAUCAAUGCCGCUGUUUCAAACUGGAUCCACAGAAAUGUGUCACAGAACCAGGAACGGGCCUGGAUGAGAUCUUCUGGAAGUCUCGGGCGAUGUUUCCUCCCAGCUGACAGCGGGAAUUCAUCGCCCAUGGUCAAUAUUCUGAAGCUUUUCCUCCAAAAGAUGAGUUUCUAUUAGUGCAAGAGUGCUGCCAUGGACACGGCUCCACAGCCCGCGAGAGCCGGGGCUGCCGCAGGCGGCACAAUGCAUUAGCGCACGAUGAGCUGUCAGAGAGGAUUAUUUCAGCCACCACAGUCAGUGAAAGGGGGUGGGUGCUGCUCUGCUGCACUGAAGCAAGGAGAAAGAGUGGGUGGGAGACAGAUAAAGGAAAAGGAAUCACACAGAUAGAGGAAAGAGCGGAAAGAGUAACAAAAAAAAAACUAAAAAGUCUCCAUUGCACCAGUUGGAUUUUCUUCUCCAGAGCACCGAUGUUGGAGCACUCCUCUGAGCUGGCCCUGGUGCAGAGUCUGUAUGCCAACAGCAUGCGCUGCCCCCCCUCUGCGGCCGGGAUCUCUGUCAGGACCGAGGACCUGUCUAUGAGCAACGGGAGCAAGAUGAACGGGUCACUGGAGCACAUGGACCAGCCGGACCCAGACGCAAUCAAGAUGUUUGUGGGACAGGUUCCCCGGUCCUGGACAGAAACAGAACUAAAAGAACUUUUUGAGCCCUUUGGACCCGUGUACCAGAUCAACAUCCUCCGUGACCGAACUCAGAAUCCUCCCCAGAGUAAAGGAUGCUGUUUUGUAACUUUUUAUACAAGAAAAGCUGCACUGGAGGCCCAGAAUGCACUGCACAACAUAAAGACCUUAAGUGGGAUGCAUCAUCCUAUCCAGAUGAAACCUGCUGACAGCGAGAAAACAAGUGCAGUGGAAGACAGAAAACUGUUUGUGGGAAUGGUUUCGAAGAAAUACGGCGAGAACGAGGUCAGAAUGAUGUUCUCGUCCUUUGGGCAGAUCGAAGAGUGCCGAAUUCUCCGGGGACCAGAUGGUCAGAGCAGAGGCUGUGCGUUUGUCACAUUUGCUACCAGGGCAAUGGCACAGAAUGCAAUCAAAACCAUGCAUCACUCUCAAACUAUGGAGGGUUGUUCUUCACCUUUGGUUGUAAAGUUUGCUGACACCCAGAGGGAUAAGGAGCAGCGGCGCCUGCAGCAGCAACUGGUGCAGCAGAUUCAGCAGCUUAACAACGCCUCCACCUGGGGAAACCUGGCAGGGCUGGGCACCCUGACACCGCAGUAUCUAGCUCUGCUCCAGCAGGCGACGUCAACCAGUAAUCAAAGCAGCUUCAACAGCAUUCAGAGGCUAGGAGGCGUGAAUCCUCUUCAGCUGCAGAACUUGGCCACGUUGGCUGCCGCCGCAGCUGCAGCCCAGAGCUCUGCCAGCCCGACUUCAACCAGCGCUCUGUCAACCAACAGCGGGGCCCUGGGGGCUCUCGCCAGCCCAGGUUCAACAGCAGGGUCCAGUGCUGGCACUGCCAUGAACACCUUGGCCUCUCUGGGCACACUCCAGGGUCUUACUGGUACUUCUAUGGGCCUCAGCAACCUUAAUGCUCUCACUAGCAGUGUCAGUGGUAUGGGGGCCAUGAACGGAGGCCUGGGAGCCUCCAUGGCCAACGGUUCGGCUGCCAGCUCCAUGGAUGCACUGACACAGGCCUACUCAGGGAUGCAGCAGUACACGGCCUCGGCCCUCCCCUCCCUCUACAGCCAGACUCUGCUGCAGCAGAGUGUGGCUGGUAGUCAGAAGGAAGUUCCUGGUUUCUUACGAAAUGGAGUAGGGCCAGAGGGCGCCAACCUGUUCAUCUACCACCUGCCGCAAGAGUUUGGGGACCAGGAUCUUCUGCAGAUGUUCAUGCCUUUUGGAAACGUGGUCUCUGCCAAAGUCUUUAUUGACAAACAGACCAAUCUGAGCAAAUGCUUUGGGUUCGUCAGCUAUGACAAUCCCGUCUCCGCACAGGCUGCCAUUCAGGCCAUGAACGGUUUCCAGAUCGGCAUGAAGAGGCUGAAGGUUCAGCUGAAGCGCUCCAAGAACGACAGCAAACCAUACUGAUCCUUGCCUGGGGCCUCCCCCCCCUCCCCAGCUCAAUUCUAGCACUGCUAGGGUAAGUUCACCCUCCUGCCACGGUCACCACAGCAGAGACUCAGGGGGGGUCAAGGGGACAGGAGCCCACCAGAGGAGGAAGACUCACCCUUUUCCUUAAACAAAAAAAAAAAAAGGUUUCUAAGAUCUCUCCACGUUUUUUGCUGUAUUUCAUUCCUGCGGUUUUAUUAUGUACUUUGAGUCUGAACUAUUUUAAUGUAAAUGAUUAUUUAUGACUAUCACUGGAGUCAGUGUUUGCUGGAGGUAUUCUGUGUCACUGUAUUUAGUGGAGAGCAUCAGCCGUGUUUCCAUGCCACUUCAUUGCCUUCAGGUCAAGUGAGACAGGUUGACUAAGGAUCAGUUGUUGUGUUGAAGGGCUGAAGCGAGGUCACGCAGACCCUGAGCCACAGCUUCAACUUGCUUUUCUGUAGUCUGCCUCAUCUGUGUCGUCGUGAUGAAAAGAUCUAGUCUGCGCAGUCUCUUCCGUUUUCCCCCUCCUCUGUUGUCGUCCCUUUCCAUUCAUUAUCUAAGCCAUGUUAAGCUAGGCUACCUCUCUUUGCUCUAUUAACAACCUCCUCCAGUCAUUCCAUCCAUCCUCCGAGUCUCCCUCAAGGGACCGGGCUCUAGAUGGAUCUCUUUCAGUGCCAAGUAUAAAAAAGACGUGCAUGUCAGAGUCUGCCAUAAGUCCUGGUGGUGUCCCUUCUGUAAAUCUGUGUAUUCUUUUGUAUGUUGAGAGGGGGGGGGGUGGAGGGCGUGUUUACCCUGCUGUCCUUACUGUUAUGUGGUGACUUGCAUUAUUUUUUGUUGUUUGUGCCUCAUGGCUUUAAAAAAAAACAAAAACAAUUUCUUGUGCUGUGCCCCUAACUUUCUCUUCUCUCCUCUUUGUCCUGUCUCUCCUCUCUCUCUCUCUCCUCUCUCUUCGUGUUUUUGUUCCUUUUUUAGAACAAAUCUCCAUGCCUGUUUGCUCAUCAUUAGCCUAGCAUGUCUUCAUGGUGUUGAAAGCCAAGCCAAACCCCCCUCCCCUCCCUCCCUGGCCUCAUCAUCCCACCAUUGUCUGUGAUGUCUCUCUAAGCUCGCCUGACCAAUACCCGGCCACCCACUGACCCUGACCUUAGCUCAACCUGAUUUUUCUGCAUGUAUGAUCAUGUAUUUUUUUUUUUUUUUUUUUUUUGCUUUUUCUAUAUGAAAAUGUGACGGGCAGGAGAGAGGUCAAGCAUAUUAAUGUGAAAAACUUAGCUGCAAUUAUUUCAUUGAAGAAAUGUUUUUUUUUUUUUCUUCUGUUAAUAUUUUUUUUAAAAACCUGUGGGAUUUCUGAUUUUUAACUUAGCUAUGUUUUGUUUUAUGGUUUUCUUUUUACCUCUCUCAGUAAAAGUUCACUUGAAAGUUGAAUACAGGGAUUGGCACACGUCUGUGCUAUUUGGUGCCAUUAGCAAUAUUUUGGCUUCUUUAAAAAAAAAGAAAAAAAAAACAGAUCCUACAGACCACUUCUCCAACACUUUUCAAAGUCUGACUAGUAAAAAAAAAUAAAAAAUCGCUCUGGGCGAUCUGUUUCGAUCUCUACAUUACGUGGGCAGUGUGACGAUUUACAUCUAGGCUAUUUGAAAUAUAUUUUCUUUUUCAUUUCCAAAUACGAUCGAGUGUAUUUACCUUUUUAUUAAACUAUCAAUGGCACAACAAAAGGUACAUUUGCUCUGCUGAGAGAAAUGACUACCUACAUGAGUCAACUUUUUUAGAACUGAUUCACAAAUAGACAAUCUGUGGUUUAAAUGCACACUUAGAUUACCUAUAUUUUAUACCAUUGAAUCUAUAGAGGUUUAACUAACAGAACCCAGGCACAACUUUGGGUUUCUUUUCUAGAUUUCUGUUGUAAUGUCAUCUAUGUUGUUGGGAGGGGGAGGGGGGCUGUUAUGAGUUGAUUAGUCUUUUUUUUUUUCCUUCUUUAAAAAAAGGACUAAAAAAAUAAGUUUGGUGACCAUUUUAGGGUCAUUUGUAGUAAAAUUAGUAAAAAUUGGUUUAAUUAAAAAUGAAUGAGUUAAACAUUUUAAGGGUCAGAUUUUGAGGCUCAUUUUUUUUUCUCCUGUUAUAUAAAGUUUUCAACUUCAAUGGUACGUCUUGUUGACUCUGUGAAUUGUUUUUUUUUUUUUUAAUUACUAACUUAAUCGAUGGAUGUUUCACUUUGGUUUAGUUUGGAUUGCCUCAUGUUGAAAAAUUAUUUCCAAUGUCUGUUAAUCAUACAUGGACAAUGUUUGAUUUAUUUUUAUUCUUGUUUUUUUUUUUUUUUUUUUUUGGUUGUUGAAGUGCCCAUGUGUCAAACUCUUGUUUUUGAAUACACAACUUUUUUGGGGAUUUAUUUGCUGUAAUAUCUAGUUUUUCUUUACACACAAAUACACAACAAUUGAUGUGGUUGCAACAGUGGGAGCCCCUGAAGAGGAGAUCAUUUGGACAAAAACACAACCUGUGGGUCUCUGCACAUUUUAGACACACGUUUGCUUUUUUUUUUUUCUCCCUCUCUAACCUGAUUGCUGUUUUUAAUUUUUUUAUUUUAUUUCUCGCACGGCACAUUUGAAAAGCUCCACCACUAUAGUGUUAGGAUACGAAUACAUUCCAUUAUUCUGCACCAAGUUUACACUUUUUAUCAGGGUGAAAUUUUCUCUCGUGCUACACAUUUUUGAAACAGCCCUGCUAAAGUAACUUCUUCACCCACCCUCCACCCCUUAAAAAAAGAAAAGCAAAAAAAAAAAAAGGGUUCCUAAACAAACUGCUUACCUGGUGGCGCUAAAGAGUUGUCAACUCAGGGGUUUUUAUGUGUUUAAAACUUCAACACGCAGGAUUACAACACAAAAUGCACACUUUUCUCACCAUUUUGAACCUUUUUUUUUAAGUUGGGAUUUUAUUCUUUUUAUUAUAACCCAAAAAAAUAUAUAUAUAUUAAAAAAAAAGAAAUAUACCAAAUUUGCAACAGCGCUUGAGAAAAGUGUUCUAGUUUUGUAAGGAAAUGUUAAGCACAAUUGUGGGAGCUAAACACUUUGACAGAAUGUGGUGAAUGUGUGUGUGAUUUUGAUCCAAAAUUUUCAAGGUACCACUGAUUUCUCUUUUAAUAUGGGCAUGUGCUUUUUACAGUGUUUUUUCUAUCCAAAUGCAAUACAAUAUUCAAAGUGCCAUAUAUAAAUACAUGUCUAGAAACUGCCUAAACAUUGUUAAUAGGCCUUGGUUUAGAGGUUGCUGCAGUUCGCCUUUUUGUUUCAUUUCCGCUCUGUUGAUGCCAGUGUCAUAAAGCUCUUUACCUGCUAAUGUCCCCCCCCCCCCCCCCCCCCCUCUCCCCCCUUACUGUGUGCUGACUUAUUGGUAAAUGUGUUUUGUGAUGUACUCGAUUUGAACAGUUGGUUUUAAAAAAUAAAUAAUUGUAGAUAAACAAUAAACUUCCCUAUACAUUUGAAGGUUAAACGUCUCUCUUAGUGAGUGUCGCAACACUUCGUGAUGCCAAACCGCAUUGUGAUCAUCGUCUUUGUUUUUUUUUUUUCUUUCUUUUUUCUCCGGAGGGGGAUUGGAGUCGAAAAACGAGCUAAAGCAUAAAAGGCAAGCUGGGGUAAGGUGUUGAAAGUCAAUAAGGUUGCUGGUACUUUGCUAAGUUCAUGGUGUAGUGUGUGUGUAUAUAAUAUAAAAGAAAAACCCAAAACUAAAAAAAAAAGCACAAUGUAUAGUCAGAGCACUCCCAACAGGAACUGGACUCACUUCAGGGGCUUCCAUCACAAAUCUCCAUCUGCUCUAACAAUCACUUUGACUCUUCUUGUUUCUCGUUUUGAAGUGCUUUUCAUUUUCUAAAGUGUGGUAGCUUUGCAUCUGUGUUCGAUGUCUUGGGUCUGAGGGGGAGGGAGGAGAAAAAAAAAAAACAAGUAGAAUACGACUUUUAAUUUCUUGUCUGCUGAUCAGUAGGACUCGAUUCAUGUUUCCACCGAUAAUUUAGUGUCUCGUCUCGAGGAAAGCCAAAGUGAGUGCAUCUUGAUGUGAUCUGUGUUAGUUUAUUUCUGUUCACGCUUAUGGAAGAAGGGGUGGGAUUUGAGGAAAAAAGUAGACGUACACAGGCUGUCCCAAUUUCUACAACUGGUUGUUGAUAUGUAUUUUGUACCAGUGAAGCUUUUUUAUAUUGGAAAUUAAAGGAAAAGAGAAAAAAAUACUAUAUUGAAAAGAGAAAUACAAAUGUGUGGCCUCUGAAUGUGGCCUCGCCUCGACCAGGUCUUGAGUUUGGCCCUUUGGCGAUGUCUAGCUUUUUAUUUUUGUCCUGCUUUUUGCCUCUAAAAGAUGCCUGAAUUUGAUUUACGCUUGGAUCUCUACAUGGUCCUCUCUUGGUUAAUCAGUUUCGGGGGAGGGUUGGGAUCCUCUAAAUCGUGGUAAGUUUCAUGCUAGUGAUUGUGCUUUCCAUAUAAUUUAAUGGUAAGGAUUUUUGACAACUUGUGUGAAUAAUUGUCUUAGUUAAAAAUUUAGGUGUUUAGUUUAAAGCUUUGCUUUUUACUCGUGUACUUUUUUUUUUUUUUUUUUCCCACCAUAGCGGAGUGUGUAGGUGAAAGACUUUAUUUUUUUCCCCUCUCGUUUUGUUUUUGAUCAGUGUUCGUUUGUGUGGUGCGUUUCUUUGCCUCUGUCUCGAAAUUAAACCAUUUCCCCUAAUAUGGA
Fundulus heteroclitus (mummichog) is the source of this 7001-nucleotide messenger RNA. Its product is annotated as CUGBP Elav-like family member 2. The transcript is spliced from 13 exons. Bases 690 to 2303 code for a protein of 537 amino acids. Gene Ontology annotation, biological process: regulation of alternative mRNA splicing, via spliceosome; mRNA splice site recognition. The record is from RefSeq and is a predicted model, not a curated record. Gene Ontology annotation, molecular function: mRNA 3'-UTR binding. NCBI's taxonomy places the organism in Eukaryota, Metazoa, Chordata, Actinopteri, Cyprinodontiformes, Fundulidae. Gene Ontology annotation, cellular component: cytoplasm; ribonucleoprotein complex; nucleus.